AUGAAUGCUUAAUUAGGAUUAAGUUUAUUAAGCAUGUAAAGAACAUAUUUACAAUCACAAUAACCAACUUUGAAUAAACAUCUUUUUUAAAAUCUAGUUGAACAUACUAAGAUGGAUUAUACAACUUUAUUACAAUUAGAACCAACAAUCCCAAUAUAUUUAAAAUAAUUGAAGAGAUGGUCUCCUCGUAAAGAAUUAUAUAAGCCAAAGAGAUCAUUAAGAAGUACUUCAAAUGAUGGAUAACGAACUAAAAGAGCAAAUAGUGUUUGUGAAAAUAAAUCAUUAGAUAAAAAAUAAGAACCAAUUGUUACUCAUAUAUAACCAUUGCCUUGCUUGAUAUAGAAGAAAUAAAAUAUAAAUAGUAAAGUUAAGAUGUUAAACCAAAAACCGAUAUUAGUACCUAAAUGUAAAUCUAAGUAAUAAUAUUGUGAUCAAAUGA
Molecule: messenger RNA, 439 nt
Organism: Paramecium primaurelia
Lineage: Eukaryota; Ciliophora; Oligohymenophorea; Peniculida; Parameciidae
Source: the annotation of a GenBank genome assembly